Molecule: messenger RNA, 2305 nt
Organism: Tachysurus vachellii
Lineage: Eukaryota; Metazoa; Chordata; Actinopteri; Siluriformes; Bagridae
Gene: znrf2a
Product: zinc and ring finger 2a
Exons: 5
Coding region: 470-1063 (197 amino acids)
Source: RefSeq, a predicted model, not a curated record
CCUUCGACUUGUACCGUGUACCGGACGUGCGCCCCGGACGUGUCUGCAUGGUUUUUUUUUUUUUUUGUGUCGGCGCUGUUAUUAUGUAGCAUUUGUAACGUUUAAUCUCUGCGCACUUCACACGUGCGUAUUGUAUUAAAUAGUGUCCCAUAAGUUUGUGUAAACAUCACGGAGGUUGUUGACUGUCAGCAGGCCUGUGGACAGUUUUGACACCGUCGUGAAACUUCAGUUACAGGAAGAGCAACUAGUGUGUAGCCAUGACCUUUUAUUGUGCGCCAUGGAGCGACUCCUUUUAGGAUUAUUUCCACAUCUGGAGCUUAAACUCCAUGCACAUCUGAGGUCAGACGUAAUUUGACUCAUCACAUCGUAUUGUCUUGUUUUGUUUUGUCUUUUUUUCUUUGAAAGGGACGUUGGUCGUUUCUGGGGCCCGAACAGCGCGUCCUAAACAAAAACAGACUGAGAUAAACAUAUGGGGCCCAAACAGAGCAGUCCGGCGGCUAGUGCGCGCCUUAGGGCUUAUUCAGGCUCGGAUGUGCCCACGUCCACCUCCACAGCGGCCGGUUCCGGGAGCACGAAUGCAGCUGCGAUUAGGUACUACACCGGAAACCAGCAGCAGGUCGGAGCGCGCGGUCGGUACGGCGCGGACGGCGGAAGACCUAACUCUCUUUUUCAGCCUACCAUCAUAGCGCAAGGCGGCGGGGAUCAAAGCGAUGAAGACGCAGACGGAGAACGGAGUCAGUCCGGUCCGAGGUUACUGAUUGGAUCGUUACCGGCUCACCUGUCUCCUCACCUGCUUGGAGCAGGAUUCAACUGUCCUGUGUGUUCAAAGUUUGUUGCUUCAGAUGAAAUUGACCUUCACCUUGUCAUGUGUCUCACCAAACCAAGACUCACCUAUAACGAGGAUGUCCUGAUGAAGGACUCUGGGGAGUGUGCAAUAUGCUUGGAUGACAUGGCCCAGGGAGACACCAUUGCCAGACUGCCCUGCCUCUGUAUCUACCAUAAAGGGUGUAUUGAUGAAUGGUUUGAGGUGAACCGGUCAUGUCCAGAACACCCUACCGAUUAAACAAUAGCUGACAUUGCACAGGUUCUCUCAUGGUCAGUGCAGACAGUGCAGCGUGAUCCAGAGCCUCAGUGAUUUUACAAAGACCUGUCAUCACCUCAGAUUCACACCUGUGCCAAAAGACUAUUAAAACUGACUCAGGGUUCCUGCCCAUGUGUGAGAUUUGUUUUCCUUGUUUUGUUCCCGUUUUCCAUUUUAACGCACCAAAGGACAGCAGCGUGCAAAAACACACUGCUGUGUUCAACCAUCUGGGCUUCAGGAUGUAGCUUCACUGUAUCAACACUGGAUACAUUUCUUUCUUCCCGAGCGAGAAGCACGGCUCAAGAGACUGAGGACGUUUGUCUUUGAACACAGCCACGUUGUAGACUUCUAGGAUGCUGAGUGGACUUUUUUCUGUAAAUAUAGCUCUGGAGUAGCAAAUAAUUUCAAAUUUUCUUUUUCUUUCUUUCUUUCUUGUGGAGAUUACAUAGUUCGGUGCUAAAAUAAUCAAGUGCCGUUUUUUUUGGCUAAAAUGUGCUGCUAAGUUUCACAGGCAAUAGGCGUAAAUGAAUUACUAAAGAACUUGUUUUUGUACAAGUUUAGGUUCAGAAUUUCACAGAAACAAGCGGUUCAAGGUGAACACAGAACUGAAAGCUCACUGUAAUCUGACCAUUUAUUGUUGAUGCUCGUAGAUUUGACGUGUCUAAUGUCACAGUAUGACAUGGUAGCUUUUUAAAAGAAAUCGUGGCGAGUCGUUAUUUCAAGUCCAUGUUUUGAUUGUACACUUAAUAUAAGAAAGGGAUAGCCUUAUGUAAGGUGUGUGUCUGUGUAUAGUAGUUAGGCUUAUUACACAAAAAAUACUCAAAUUUACUUCUUGAAUUGUACUUUACUAUGUUUUCCUGAAAUGAAAGAAAAAACAUUUUGUAGAAAAGUUGUGUUUUUUUUAGUGCCACCAGCCCAGACCUAUACAUUGCACUAAUACAGGACAGUAGAAUGAUCUGGAGAAAAAUCCACUCUGAUGAAUUUCAUAAAUGUUGUUAUACGAGUUUAUAAGUAAGAUGUUCUUCGGUUAUUUACCAUUUCAUUAUGAUAUUCAACAGCGUAACUGUAAAAUUGCAUUAAUGAAAUGUCUAACUUAAAUGCAAUUUAGAAAAAUGCUACAUGUCCAUCAAAACUUUGUAAUAUUUCAUCAUUACAAAUAUGUAUUUGGCUCCUUAUCAGUUUGUGGAAAAAAAAAAAUCACAAUAAAGCACUGGGAAAUUCUGA